GAAUAGGUGGGCUUCAUGCAUCAAAAACUAAACCACAAAAACAGCGAUUGGAAUAUUUCACAGCUCAAGUUUCGUCUGUCAGCUGAUUCGUGUUGGCGAGCAUUAAAAAAACAAGGAAAACACAGAAAGAUGGCCGCUGAGAUUCACUCCAGGCCCCAGAGCUCCAGACCAGUUCUUUUAAACAAGAUCGAGGGCCACCAGGACACUGUCAAUGCGGCGGUUUUUAUCCCGAAAGAAGAUGGGGUGAUCACCGUGGGAGAAGACAGAACAAUACGAGUAUGGCUGAAGAGAGACAGCGGGCAGUAUUGGCCAAGCAUCUACCACACUGUAUCCUCGCCUUGUUCAGCCAUGUCAUAUCACCAUGACGGCAAACGUCUUUUCAUUGGACAGGACGACGGAGCAAUAAUGGAAUUUGAAAUCUCUGAAGACUUUAAUAAGAUCACAUUCGUCAAAACCUACCCAGCUCACCAGAGCCGUGUUUCUGCCAUUGUGUUUUGCCCGGAGUGCGAGUGGGUAAUCAGCACCGGCCAUGAUAAGAGUGUGAGCUGGAUGUGUUCGAGGAGUGGCAGCAUGCUGGGGAGACACUACUUCAGCUCCUGGGCCUCCUGCUUACAAUUUGAUCAUGACACAAAGCAUGCCUUCGUUGGGGAUUGCUCUGGGCAGAUCACGUUGCUGAAACUGGACCAGAACACCUACUCCAUCAUCACCACACUGAAGGGACACGAAGGCAGUGUAGGAUCUCUGUACUGGGACCCUGCCCAGCGGCUGCUGUUCUCUGGAGCGUCUGAUCACAGUGUUAUCAUGUGGGACAUUGGGGGCCGGAAAGGAAGAACACUGCUGCUUCAGGGCCACCAUGAUAGAGUCCAGUCCCUGUGUUAUCUGCAGCUCACCCGGCAGCUGGUCUCCUGUGCUUCCGAUGGAGGGAUCACAGUGUGGAACAUGGACAUCAGCAGAGAAGAGGCUCCUCAGUGGCUGGAGAGUGACUGCUGUCAGAAGUGUGAGCAGCCCUUUUUCUGGAACCUGAAGCAGAUGUGGGACAGUAAAACCAUCGGCCUUCGACAGCAUCACUGCAGGAAGUGUGGCAAAGCCGUGUGUGGGAAGUGCAGCUCAAAGCGGUCGACCUACCCGGUAAUGGGCUUCGAGUUCCAGGUGCGCGUCUGUGAUACCUGCUACGAGACCAUCAAAGAGGAGGACCGUACCUCCCUGGCCACGUUUCAUGAAGGCAAACACAACAUCAACCACAUGAAUAUGGACUCCUCCAGGGGGCUCAUGGUGACCUGUGGGAGUGACCGGGUUGUAAAGAUCUGGGAUAUGACACAGGUGACUGGCUGUAGCUUAGCAACAGGCUUCUCUCCCCGCUGAGCAUCAUUAUCCUGCCGAGCCGUACCCCAGCCCUGCGGACAGAAAUUACCAUGGAAACACUGUCCCUUUUAAACCCUUUCCUUCUGGAACACUUGACAUUUCAACACAACCACUGCUUUGAAGACAUAUUUAAAGUCGCACUGCUUUAUGACUUCUGGGUCACUUCGGGCAGAAAGUUAUACAUUCAUUAUACAUUCAAUUAGAAACUCUGUAAAGCACUGCAUAGUGGAUAUGGCAUUGCCCGAGAAAUCAGAUGCUUCUUGUUUUAAGCAGAUUACUCAAUGUAUUGGCUCCUCAGAUUUUUAUACUAUUGGGCAGUCAACUUCUAUUUUUAUGACACAAAAAAUUGACCAGGACACAGUGAAGGCAAUGAAGUUGCAAUAUACAGCUAUGGCCAAAAGUUUUGCGUCUGAAUCGUAAAAUUCUAGGUGGUGCAAAACUUUUGGCCAGAGCUGUAUUCUGUGUUACUAUUAGAACUUCUGAUUUGUACUCCAAAAAGAAAUAAAUAUUAAAGAGAAGUAUUUUAUUGGGAUCCUUUGUAGUAAGGGUUGCCCCUGCAUAUAUGUGUGUGAGUAAAUCUGUAAUAAAGAGUAAACUUGUUGCCUCAUGCAACUGUUCUGGAUGCAGGAAUAUAGUGGUUUAAAAUAAAAAUGAUACUCCAGUUGAGAAAAUAGCUUGUGCAGGAAACGAGAUUCUCUUUGUUGUGACGCAUCAUGCUUUUUCUGCUCUUACCGGCUUCAUAUUAUUGUAAAAAAAUUCUUUAUUGUGGUUAAAAAAAAAAAAAAAAAACCCAGCAAGAAUAGUUUGUAAUAAACUGACACACCUCACCCUGAGCUCUUUUUCCAUUAAUAUUGAAUUUAAAGUUUGCUGUUGGUAGUUUACAUUAAGUGAAGAUGUUGACCAAGCAUCUUUGACAGAAGCACACAAGGUUUAUAAUUUAUAUUUGGUAAUUUGUUGACUGAAGGCAAUUUACUGCUGAUCUAUCUGAAGCUGAGCCGCGCUGUCAGCACCAACAUAAAAAUGUACCAGGACUAGAUUGUUUAAAUUUAGAGAAAUAUUUAGCAGUUGUGUCCUGUCCGAACUAUCACAUGUUAAAAGAUGCUUAAGUACUAUAUAAUGACAUUGGUAUUACUCUAAGUACUAUGUACCUACAUAAACAAAAAUAAAGACAAUUCACACAGUUGGCUUAUAUAAUAUAUGGAUGCACUGUUAGAAAUGUGUCACAAGUUAGUUUGUUAAACAGACAGGUGUUAUUGUUGAAAAUGGGGCGUACUGUAUAUUGCACAUAUGUUAAGUACUUCCAGAGUAUAAUAGUACAUGUGUUUUUCCAUAGUACAUAGUAUUGUAUCAAGUGCCAGUCCAUAGAAGUCCCCCGCAGGUAAUUUAAGGUGACUUGUUGAUGGUUCAUUAUAGUCUUCAGUUUUUUUUUCCUGGGGUAUUGCAGAUAAAAUCAUCAGUGUUGUUAAUCACUGCACUGGAAAGUAAGAGUCCAGUCUUCAGAGCCAAUGUCAGAUUUAAUAUGUUGAUGCUCAUAUAUGGUAGGUUUGUAAAUGAUUGUUUCCUAGUUGCUUUCUGAUUGACCUAGUUAUAGCUCUCACAACCCUAGCCUGUAGGAAAUGUUCUGAGUUGUUUUUUCAUCUUUGUCUUAAUUAAUUUUAACUGAAUCAAAUUAAAAAGGAGUGCCUCGUUGUCAACAAGUGAAUGCACUGGUUGUGCACGAUUUUGCUUUCGAAUGGCACUUAAAAUAUGUUUUUACAUGAAAUUGUCUUGUAGUGAUGUGCUAAUUGGAGACCUGAGAUGAUAAUUAAGCUGCAUUAGCUCAACUGGAUACAUAUAUAAAAAAGCCAAUAUGUACAAUACAUAAUCUCACUCACAAUUACAACUAGAUUCACUGCAGUGCAACCAUCCCAGCCAGGCAUUUCAGGAUCACUCGCUCAUACCUGAUUCAGGGUGGUGGGGUGCCUUUUAUAAAUGGCCAUUGUGUGGAUGAGGAAGAUUUAGGGAUUCAGAAUGCAUUAAGAAGCUGUGUUCAUGUCACGCUGUGUGCCCCCUUUGUUGUACAUAGUGGCUUUCUAAUGUAAUGACAGUUCUGAGAACUGUUAACAAUGUUCUUAACCUGUGUUAACGAUUAAUUUCUAUUGAAAUGGUACUGUACUAAAUACUGCUGCAACGCUAACAGACCAAUGUAUUCUACACUGUCACAUUUUACAAUAAAUUAUAACUUCUCAGUA
Acipenser ruthenus (sterlet) is the source of this 3593-nucleotide messenger RNA. Its product is annotated as WD repeat and FYVE domain-containing protein 1-like. The record is from RefSeq and is a predicted model, not a curated record. Lineage: Eukaryota; Metazoa; Chordata; Actinopteri; Acipenseriformes; Acipenseridae. Bases 16 to 1362 code for a protein of 448 amino acids. The transcript is spliced from 13 exons. Gene Ontology annotation, molecular function: protein binding; metal ion binding.